Entamoeba invadens IP1 is the source of this 1797-nucleotide messenger RNA. RefSeq names its product serine/threonine protein phosphatase 2B catalytic subunit gamma isoform, putative. Gene Ontology annotation, cellular component: calcineurin complex; cytoplasm. The record is from RefSeq and is a predicted model, not a curated record. Gene Ontology annotation, molecular function: calmodulin-dependent protein phosphatase activity; calmodulin binding. The transcript is spliced from 2 exons. NCBI's taxonomy places the organism in Eukaryota, Evosea, Mastigamoebida, Endamoebidae. The coding region runs from base 1 to 1797 and encodes 598 amino acids. Gene Ontology annotation, biological process: calcineurin-mediated signaling.
AUGAAAGGUGGGCUUCUGACACGGCGUGACUUCUUUAAAGACGGUCGUUACAAUACAGAUAUUCUUCAAGAACAUUUCCAACAUGGUGGGUUGAUAGAAAAAGAAACUGUUAUAACAAUAAUUGAUGAAGCAAAGAUGCUACUAAUAAAAGAACCAAACAUGGUUGAAGUCGAAGAGAAUGCUCUUAUAUUUGGCGAUAUCCAUGGCAAUUAUUUCAACUUUUUAAAUAUUUUGAAUGAUGCACAAUGGGUAAAUUUGUCACAUGUAAAGGUGUUUCUUGGUGAUUAUGUUGACAGAGGAAAGUACUCGACGGAAACAAUGAUCACUUUGUUGUGUCUUAAAAUCAAUUCACCAGAAGGUGUUAUUUUACUACGAGGAAACCACGAGUCUGCUGCAAUGACACACAUUUUUGGGUUUGAAAGAGAGUGCACGUGGAAAUACGACAGUGGGGUCUACAACAAAUUUAUCGAACUUUUCAGAACAUUACCACUUUGUGUCUAUUUGAGUCUCCCUCUUGGAAAUUUCUUCUUGUGUCAUGGAGGCCUGUCGCCGUCACUUCACUCGGUGAACCAAAUCAAAUUGAUUGAUAGAUUUAGAGAAAUUCCAGAGAUUGGUGUGUUCAGUGAUAUGUUAUGGAGUGACCCGUUAAUGUAUGAGACCUAUGACGAGAAGUAUGAGAAUGGUGAAAUAAAUGAUGAUUGGUUCGAUGUGACGUACUUACACAAUGACAGUAGAGACUGCUCUUACUUCUAUGGAUAUGAGGCCAUCGUCACUUUUCUUGAAAACAACGACUUGCGAGCACUAAUAAGAGCACACGAGUGUGUAGAUGGUGUUCAACAAUACGACUUUGAAAGUGAUGACCACAUUCCAAUUAUGUUUACUGUAUUUUCAUCUGCUGGAUAUAAUGGAACCAACAGAGGAGGUUCUAUUUUUAUGGGAGAUGAUGGGAUGAAGGUGAAGUUGUACGGGUACACCGACCCUGUUUUCAAAGACCCAUUCUAUUUCGAUACAUUCAAUUACUCUCUUCAAGCGUUCUUUGAUCAGUUCCAGGGUAUCUGUGGACAAAUGAUGUUGUAUAUGUUCGAUGUCCAAGAAGAAGAUAAAGAAGAGGACAUUACAAAGACGUUAGAACAAUUGGACUCGAGUCUGUCUAACACACUUCAUCCAUUUACAAUCGAAUCUUUUGAAAAAGAUAAGGAGACAAAAGAGAGUGUUAAUGAUACCAGUGAAAAUAAAGUCAUAAUUGAAAAGAAGUAUAUACCUGACAAAUGCGAACAGAAGGUCGAACAGAAAGUAAAGCUUCCUGAACCAAAGUUUGUCAAGAAGUCGGAGGAAACUCCACUACAAAAUCAAAUAGAAGCACUUCAAAAGAGGCAAAAUAAUAGAAAAGUCGUUGUGACCAAUUCUUGUGUAAAUGCACCACUGAUUAAUACAAAUAAGAAUAUACAACCAUCAAGCAGAAUAGAUAUGGUCAAUAAAACUUCUUCAUUGGCAUCGUCCCAAGAAAAUGAUAUAUCAUCACUACCUUCAACUAAUAUCAUCCUCGGCAACACAGAAAGAAAAUUGUUUAUGUCACUCACGGGAUUCGAAAAGAAGAAGUCUGGAUUUAAAAAUAGACUCAACAAGUUCUACGAGUCAGCACCACCAACUCUGGCACAACUCAGAGAGUACUGGAAUAAGUCUUUGAAAGAAUCACAAUCUUCAAAAGAAACACCAAUGGACUCAUCUAAAAAUUCACUGAAUUCUUCAGAGUCUGAUCUCAUCUCCAAGCACUUAGUUUUUAAUUUCGAUAAUUGA